AACUCUACCAAACAGAUUUCGAAACCAAUUCACCCGCCUCCCACCAAUGGCAGCUGCCGCCUCCGCCGCUGCCGCCUCUAACCUUCAAUUCCCGUCCAUCUCCAGCCCUUCGUCUGGUGGCCGCUGCUCAUUCUCCGCUGUUCGAUUCCUUCCCCCGGUCCGCCCUCCCCGCCUCCGGGUCUUCCCUCCCCGCCGCGCCCGGCGCACCGUUCUCUCCGGAUCCGGCGAUGGCGGGAUUGGGAACACCGGCGGUGGCGGCGGAGGAGGCGGCGAUGGUGGAGGGGAGGAUGGGGACUCCGGCCGGAAGAACCGGACAGAGGCGCUCCUGGCCCUGUCGGAGCUCGGCCGGACGCUGGACAGCCUCCCCAAGGACCUCGCGGCGGCCGUCGAGGCUGGGAGGAUCCCCGGGGUGAUCGUGCGCCGGUUCGUCGAGCUUGAGAAGUCGCCGUUUUUCCGGUGGCUGCUCCAGUUCGGGGGGUUCAAGGAAAGGCUUCUGGCUGAUGACCUCUUCUUGGCCAAGGUCGCCAUGGAGUGCGGCGUCGGCAUCUUUACCAAAACUGCUGCCGAGUGGGAACGUCGCAGAGAGAAAUUUGUCAAGGAACUGGAUUUUGUUUUUGCAGAUGUGCUGAUGGCAAUAAUUGCUGAUUUUAUGCUUGUCUGGCUUCCUGCGCCAACUGUUUCUCUUCGACCACCUCUUGCAUUCAGUGCUGGACCUAUUGCCAAAUUCUUUUACAACUGCCCUGAUAAUGCUUUCCAGGUUGCUUUGGCUGGAACAUCAUACUCAUUCUUGCAGAGAGUUGGUGCAAUAGUGAGAAAUGGGUUAAAGCUAUUUGCUGUUGGGACUGGUGCUUCUCUGAUUGGUGUUGGUAUAACGAAUGCCUUGAUUAAUGCAAGGAAGGCAUUGGAUAAGAAUUUUGCUGUUGAAGCAGAGGAUGUCCCUAUAUUAUCAACUAGUGUUGCCUAUGGUGUCUAUAUGGCGGUGUCCAGUAACCUUAGGUACCAGAUGGUAGCGGGUGUAAUAGAACAGCGAAUCUUGGAGCCACUGCUACACAGCCGCAAACUUGUUUUAAGUGCAUCGUGCUUUGCAGUUCGUACAGGAAACACAUUUUUGGGAUCUCUAAUGUGGGUUGACUAUGCCCGUUGGAUAGGAAUCCAAAAGAUCCGGGAGUAGUUCAUAGCACACAAUUGAAUACUGCUACUCUGUUUUUCUCUCUGACAAAAACAUUUGGUGAAAGCUUAAUUGGAGAAGGGUGCUUUACAGUCACGUUGUUCUGGGAAAUCCACAACUCUUGAUGAUCAAUGUGAAAGGCCAUUUGUGGCUGCCAAUAUUACUUUAUAAAUUAUUUCUCAUAUUGUUUUCCCUUGUGUUUGCGGCAGUGGCAAGACUUAAAUUUUUCCUUUUCUAAAACUAGAUAAUUGAUUUGUUGAUUUAUCGCAACACAAUUCUGUUAUGGUUUGCAGAACUUUGUACUAUGUUUAUUUCUAUGUACCAAAUCCUAGAUCAAGUCUUCAAUUGUAUACAAGUCAGCCAACCUACUUUCA
Messenger RNA from Elaeis guineensis (African oil palm), 1542 nucleotides. RefSeq names its product protein RETICULATA-RELATED 4, chloroplastic. Lineage: Eukaryota; Viridiplantae; Streptophyta; Magnoliopsida; Arecales; Arecaceae. The record is from RefSeq and is a predicted model, not a curated record.